This is a messenger RNA of Hyaloperonospora brassicae, 294 nucleotides long. NCBI's taxonomy places the organism in Eukaryota, Oomycota, Peronosporomycetes, Peronosporales, Peronosporaceae. The record is from the annotation of a GenBank genome assembly.
AUGGGUAAUGCCGUAGGGAUGCAAGUUCUGGGCGCCCCGUACGCACUGGAGACAGAGCAGCUGAACCACGGCCUCCCGCAACUGGUGCUACGGCGACCGCUCGAGCAGGUGCCAGAGGUCCCCACCAGGACAAAACUCCACGACGACACACCACGUGCCCCAAGCGUCGAGCAACUUGCUGCGAAACUGCACGGCAUUGGCGUGUGGGGGGAGCGUCACGAGUCGCGAGAUGAUGCGGCGCUCGCUCCAGGGGUUCGCAGUCGGAAGCGGUCGGCAAAACAAGAGCAGUAUUAA